AUGUCGAAGAUCUUUCUGUUCCUGACAUUAUUAUGUACCUGCGCAUUCGCGUCGGUACCGAAAGAUGCAAAGCAGCAGAAGCGGGGUCUCAUUGGUAACGAGGGGUGGAUCGGUCUACCGAGCCCUUAUGGACAUGGACAACCGUGGUCGAUCGCCCACACCCCCUGGAAAGGACUCAAACUUCCCGAAGUCAAUCUGUUGCAUCUGGCAGAUGCGACUUAUGGUAGAGGUGGCAUUGCUCUGGCGCCCGGAAUUCUGAAAACCCUUCCCGUGUACAUAACGAAGCAAGUGGUGGUGGAGAAACCGGUGCCAGUUCCGGAACCGGUGAUCAUAGAGAAACCGUAUCACGUGCCGUUACCGAUCGAGAAGAUCAUUCACAAACCGGUCCCCGUUCCGGUACCGGUACCUCAGCGUCCAAUACCGAUCCCGGUGAAACAGCCAAUCGCAGUGCCCGUGCAACAACCAUAUCCAGUUCCAGUAAAGCACCCGGUACCCGUACCGGUUCCGGUACCAGUCCCAGUUCCGGUGCACUCGCUGCCUCCGCUUCAGCUAAUCCCGAGUGGCGGUCUUCCUGGUGCCAUCUAUGCGCGCAACUUCGCACCCAAUCAUCUUUACGCCCAUUCGUUAUCAGCUAAUGUGCAUUUGGAUCAUGCCAUCGCUCCUCUUCACCCUAUAGCCGCCAUCUCACCCAUCGGCUCCAUCGGCUCCAUCGGCCCCAUCGGCUCCAUCGGCCCCAUCGGCCCUGUCGGUCCUAUCGGCCCUAUCGGCCCCAUAGGUCCCAUCGGCCCCAUCGGCCCUAUCGUUCCCAUCGCUCCCAUUGCUCCUAUCGCUCAUGAUUUCGAUCAUGGUCACGUGUUGACGCAUGAUUAUAGCCAUGAUCAUGACCAUCAUCACCAUGAUGUCCAUGUCGACCAUCUUGCCCAUGAGCACGAGCACAAAAAGAGGAAGACUGACAAGAAGACCAACUGAUUCAAGUACAAAAGGCGGCGAAUCGUCGAAAUCAUUGUAUAUAGAGAAAGGGAUCACUCGGUGCCUGUUAAUGUAUUUAGUUUUAAUGAAAAUUUCAAAAGAAUAAAAGGGAGAAUUCUAAUUUAUGUAUGUACGAAAAUACUUUAGGAUUCCCAUUGGAAUUAUAUCGAGUCGUUUUGCUUUGUGAGGGGGGUAGCAGCAAGGAUUUCUUACUUUCGCGUGAUUUCGUGAAUAUACUCGAAUAAUGGAGAAAUUAACUGCAUUUUAAGGAGCAUCGACAGUGCUAAACAAACUCGUAAGAUUUAGAUAAGUUUCGCCCUUUUUUAAGAUAUCCCAAUAAGAAAGUAACACUUAGAAAUUUGUUUAGAUUAUAUGUAAAGUAAUAUAUUUAGAAAUUUUCGUUGAUUUUAUCUAACAUUUUAAAAUAAUAUUAUAUGAACAUUUUUUAAUGAUUAUUUUGAAAGAUUAUAAACUUUAAAUUUGUAAAAAUAUGUUGAAAUGUUUAAAAAAAAUUAUUUCCAAGCUAUGGCAAAAUUUCAUAUUGAUGUAUACAACGUUAAAUACGACAUAUUCGAAAACAUUAUAUGUUAUUGAAUAUUGUUGUAAUAACAUAGCAGUAAUAAUUUUAUGCUUACUAGAAUCUUUUUAUUUUUGUAUUCGCUUUUUUCCGAAUAUCUCACAAAGGAAAGCU
Messenger RNA from Solenopsis invicta (red fire ant), 1660 nucleotides. Its product is annotated as tetra-peptide repeat homeobox protein 1. Bases 1 to 969 code for a protein of 322 amino acids. The transcript is spliced from 4 exons. The record is from RefSeq and is a predicted model, not a curated record. Lineage: Eukaryota; Metazoa; Arthropoda; Insecta; Hymenoptera; Formicidae.